AGGAGAUAUAAAGACAAAGCGAGAGUAUAAAACAAUUCCCCAGCAAUCGGAGCUCCAGACCUCAGCUGCUCGAGCUGUCUGCCACAUCGGUUUCCCUGUUUAUCUCCGUAAUACUUUCGAAAUGCCACGCCCAGUGCUGUUAAUCCACGGCGGAGCCGGCGAUAUAUCGGACUCCAGAAUCGUGGGGAAGUUCGUGGGCAUAAAGCAGGCCCUGCGAUCCGCCUGGGGGCUAUUAAAUCCAGAAAAUGGCAGCGGAGGCAGUGCCCUGGACGCUGUGGAGGCGGCGGUGCGCAGCAUGGAGCUGGACGAGAACUUCAAUGCCGGAUAUGGUUCCUGCCUGAACACCAGUGGCCAGGUAGAGAUGGAGGCCAGUCUGAUGGAGGGCCAGGAUUUGCGAGCUGGCUGCAUAACCCUGCUGCGGGACGUGAUGCAUCCGAUAACUGUGGCUCGUCGCCUGAUGGAGAAAAAGCGGCAUACCUUCCUCGGUGGCGAGGCCGCCCAGGAGUUGGCUCUGGCCACUGGAAGCGAGAGACUACAGCCUGGAGCACUGAUCACCGAGGGUGCUCGCUUUACACUAAAGGAGUUCGAGGAGCAGGUGGCACAGGGCAAGGAUCCUUUCUUUGCGCGCACGGAAUUGGCCGAGGACAAAGUCACACCGAAGACAGAUCCCAGUGGUGAGACCGUCGGUGCUGUGGCCAUGGAUGCAAGUGGUCAGAUUGUGGUUGGUACUUCCACGGGUGGCAUCACAGGCAAGUGGCCAGGCCGCAUUGGUGACACACCCAUUCUGGGCAGCGGUACCUACGCAGAUAACUUACGCGGAGGCGUUUCAACCACUGGACACGGCGAGACCAUCAUGAGAUAUAAUCUGGCACAGCGCAUCCUGGCCGCCAUGGAGUACCAGGGACUUUCUGCUCAGGCCGCCGCCGACAAGGAGUGUCAGGAAAUGACCAAGCGGCUGGGCGGUACUGGUGGAGCCAUCGUUGUCGGCAAGUCCGGUGAUCUGGGCAUCAGUUUCACUUCACAUCGCAUGGCCUGGGGAUAUGUGCAGGAUGGCAUCAUUUUCUACGGCAUCGAGGGUCAGGUGGUGCACCAGGAGCCGUUCACAGUUCCCACAUAGGGUGUUCAACAAUCUUGGAAACUUACACCUAAAAAUAACUUGAUGUCUAGAUGGCAAUCUGAACAAAUUUAACGGUCUUUUAAAAUUACAGAAAAUAUUGACAAAUAUUAAAUAAAGUUUUUUAAAACUUUUA
Molecule: messenger RNA, 1250 nt
Organism: Drosophila eugracilis
Lineage: Eukaryota; Metazoa; Arthropoda; Insecta; Diptera; Drosophilidae
Product: probable isoaspartyl peptidase/L-asparaginase CG7860
Exons: 1
Coding region: 122-1117 (331 amino acids)
Molecular function (GO): asparaginase activity
Source: RefSeq, a predicted model, not a curated record